Austrofundulus limnaeus is the source of this 310-nucleotide messenger RNA. RefSeq names its product teneurin-3. The record is from RefSeq and is a predicted model, not a curated record. Gene Ontology annotation, biological process: neuron development; heterophilic cell-cell adhesion. NCBI's taxonomy places the organism in Eukaryota, Metazoa, Chordata, Actinopteri, Cyprinodontiformes, Rivulidae. Gene Ontology annotation, cellular component: neuron projection. Gene Ontology annotation, molecular function: protein heterodimerization activity; cell adhesion molecule binding; protein homodimerization activity.
CCAAAGCCCAGUUUAACCCAGAUCUGUUGUUUUCCUGAACAGGUUUUACAAGAAGAAACUUCAAUCCCAGGCAGUGACCUAAACCUGGUCUACUUAAGCUCCAGGACUUCAGGAUACAAACCGGUCCUCAAAGUCUCUAUGACCCAAUCAUCAAUCCCAUUCAACCUGAUGAAGGUCCACCUGAUGGUAGCAGUGGUGGGUCGCCUCUUCCAGAAAUGGUUUCCUGCUCAACCCAAUUUGUCCUACACUUUUAUCUGGGAUAAGACAGAUGCUUAUGGCCAACGUGUCUAUGGGCUGUCAGAAGCAGUGG